AUGUUGGACAAGCAGAUGAAUGAAUUGGCUCAGAGCAGAAAACAGCAGCCUAUUGUUUCUGAACAGCAAACGUAUAAGCGCUUUCUUACAGUAUGGAGUCGUCAGGUUCAGUCUCCAGAUGGCCGUGUGAUUGAUUGGGAUGUUGCUGGGCACGGCACUCAAGCUCCUGCUUUCGCAACAGUAUUUCCCUACAAUUCUAAAAAGAAAACUGUCCGUUUGCUGGUAGAAUAUGCACAGGGUCCAAACGUCAUGGCAUAUACUUUUGCUGCUGGUGGAUUUGAUGCCAAGAAACAUAAAAACAGCAUUCAAGACACUGCAGAGUCAGAAUUGUCUGAAGAAGCCAAACUGAGAGGUGGUAAAUGGAUUCGACUGAUUCCACCCGAUCACGACGGCAUUCCUGAACUCAAGUGGAGUCGCAACAAAUUCGUUCCAUUUCUUGUGAUUGAUCCAGAGGAUGAUAUAGCUCCACUUUCUUGUGAUACUGAAGAAUACAUUGAACCGUUGGAUAUUUCACUGGAUACAUUGCACACAUAUAUUCUUCAAGGGCUUGUGAUGCUUCCAUCAGUCCAGACUGCACUCAUGGCUACUGACUGGUUAAGAAAAAACGAAUAUAUUUAA
Batrachochytrium dendrobatidis JAM81 is the source of this 618-nucleotide messenger RNA. RefSeq lists its product as uncharacterized. Bases 1 to 618 code for a protein of 205 amino acids. The transcript has 5 exons. Lineage: Eukaryota; Fungi; Chytridiomycota; Chytridiomycetes; Rhizophydiales. The record is from RefSeq and is a predicted model, not a curated record.